Messenger RNA from Monomorium pharaonis (pharaoh ant), 1827 nucleotides. It is a transcript of the gene mof, whose product is annotated as histone acetyltransferase KAT8. Lineage: Eukaryota; Metazoa; Arthropoda; Insecta; Hymenoptera; Formicidae. The coding region runs from base 212 to 1576 and encodes 454 amino acids. Gene Ontology annotation, biological process: regulation of DNA-templated transcription. The transcript is spliced from 7 exons. The record is from RefSeq and is a predicted model, not a curated record. Gene Ontology annotation, molecular function: histone acetyltransferase activity.
AGUAACGUAGUUCUACGUAGUUCUUCAUCUACGUUUGGAGCUGAGGCUACAUCCACAUUUCGGUCUCGGUAUCGGUCGCACACGAAAAAGGCCGCUCAGGCUUCUCUCUGGUUUUACAUUGUGUUGCAUCAGCGGAUGCAAUAUGGAACUUUUUCUGGACGAUUUGUGUUGACCAGAGUGAUUCUUGUGACGUGUAAAUUACUGUCGAAAAAUGGCUGAGUCUGAGCAGAGAAGUAAAGAUGGUUGUAACACGGUGAUGUCGAAGGAGACAAUGAUGAAACAGGAGAAACGUGACAGCACAUUGACGAAUGGCGGGAAAGGCUCCGGCGAUGAUGCGGACAGCCUCGAGGAGUUGCCGCUCGACAUAGGCGAGCACUAUCUCGUUCGCAGAUCUGACGAUUCUUGGCAUCCUGCUGAAAUUAUCCAGACACGUUAUAAUGAAAAUGAAAGUCAUUAUGAAUAUUACGUUCACUACGAUGGGCACAACAGGAGGUUGGAUGAAUGGGUACCUCGUGACAGAAUUAUGUCCAGCAGAUUUGACAUGAGUGAAAUAGAACGGCAUGACAGAAAUUCAGGAACUGAUCUAUUAGCUGAUUCUUCUGAUCGCAAAAUCACUAGAAAUCAGAAGAGACGUCACGAUGAGAUCAACCAUGUACAAAAGACUUAUGCGGAAAUGGAUCCUACUACGGCUGCGCUGGAGAAGGAGCAUGAAGCUAUAACGAAAGUGAAGUACAUAGACAGAAUACAAAUUGGUAAAUACGAGAUUGAUACUUGGUACUUCAGCCCGUAUCCAGAAGAGUAUGGCAAACAGCCAAAACUCUGGAUCUGUGAAUACUGCUUAAAGUAUAUGCGUCUGGAGAAAACUUACAGAUAUCACAUGAGCGAAUGUACUCAUAGACAGCCAGUUGGAAAAGAAAUUUAUCGAAAAGGAACAUUGAGUAUUUGGGAAGUGGAUGGCAGGGAACAUAAAAUUUAUUGCCAGAAUCUGUGUUUGUUAGCUAAAUUAUUUUUGGAUCACAAGACCUUGUACUUUGACGUAGAACCAUUUCUCUUUUAUAUUUUAUGUGAAGUAGAUAAACAUGGUGCGCAUUUAGUUGGGUAUUUUUCAAAGGAAAAAGAAUCACCUGAUGGAAAUAACGUUGCAUGUAUUUUAACUUUACCACCUUUUCAAAGACAAGGUUAUGGCAAACUACUGAUUGCUUUUAGUUAUGAAUUAAGUAGAAUUGAACAAACGGUUGGAAGUCCAGAAAAACCUCUGAGUGAUUUAGGGAAGUUGUCCUAUCGUAGUUAUUGGAGUUGGAUUCUAUUAGAAAUCCUUCGAGAUUUUAGAGGAACUCUUAGCAUUAAAGAUCUUAGUCAAAUGACCAGCAUUUCGCAAACCGACAUUAUCUCAACAUUACAAAGUAUGAAUAUGGUGAAAUAUUGGAAAGGACAGCAUGUUAUUUGCGUCACGCCCAAAUUAGUAGAAGAACACAUAAAAAGUAGCCAAUAUAAAAGACCACGUCUCACAGUUGAUAGCAGUGCCCUGAGAUGGGGAGCGCCGCCUCGGAAGAACAUAAAACCUGGCAAGAAAUAGCACUUAAAUGGGCCAAUAUAAUGGUAUCUUUUUCUUCAUGAUCGUCUGAUAUUAUUUAAUAUGUCAUUUUAAAACAUUUGUCACAAAUAAAUAUCUAUCUAUUUGUAAAAUAAUUGGUUUUGUGAUUAAUUCUACAAACAAUUGCGUUACUGAGAAGAAAUGUAACUCUUGACUUUUUACGAAUAGGAUUUAUUGGUUCAAAGAAAUGUUAAGGAUUAUUCCUAUUUUUAAAAUAAAGUAAUUGUUGAAUA